Pyricularia grisea is the source of this 582-nucleotide messenger RNA. RefSeq lists its product as uncharacterized. The transcript has 2 exons. Lineage: Eukaryota; Fungi; Ascomycota; Sordariomycetes; Magnaporthales; Pyriculariaceae. The coding region runs from base 128 to 457 and encodes 109 amino acids. The record is from RefSeq and is a predicted model, not a curated record.
CAAUCAUCUACAUUCAUUUGAAAGUCUUUCUUUCUUUUAACCAUUUACAUUCAUUCCAAAGUCUUCCUAAACCUCAACCAUUUCGACUUUGACACUCUUGCAAUCAAGCAUUUAUUUCAUCGGCAAAAUGCGUACUUCUACCAUCUUUUGUUUCUUCGUUGGUCUGCUCGGCAUGGAUACCAUGGCACAAACAACAAGCCGCGACCCAAGGACGCCUGCCGCAGGAGGUAUCUGCUGCACAAAUCACGGCGUAGCAGACGAUUCUUACACUUGCAAAAACUCGACAUUAAACUCUUACUGCUGCAUCAACGAACGGAACGACUACGAGGGCGGUGAGGGAUCCAAGGGUGGAUGUGAUCGGUUCGAUGACUUCCCUACGGGUCGUUUGGUCGAGAAGUACGUCACACAAGGCUGUGUAUCCGGCAAUUCGGGUGGAUUUAUUGGAUGUGCCGCCUAAAGUGGUGAUGGCACAAGUCUUAUCCAUUGUAUCAACAUCAGAGCCGCGCUCGAUCAGGAGUUUUAUGUAUGAUUGUGCUAUUGUAUACCUACCUAGUGGAUCUGCCUACAAGAUAUAAGUUCAGC